Molecule: messenger RNA, 1323 nt
Organism: Hippoglossus stenolepis (Pacific halibut)
Lineage: Eukaryota; Metazoa; Chordata; Actinopteri; Pleuronectiformes; Pleuronectidae
Gene: cldn5b
Product: claudin 5b
Exons: 1
Coding region: 177-824 (215 amino acids)
Biological process (GO): bicellular tight junction assembly; cell adhesion
Cellular component (GO): plasma membrane; bicellular tight junction
Molecular function (GO): structural molecule activity
Source: RefSeq, a predicted model, not a curated record
UGCAGCAGCGGCAGCGUCAGCCUGAUGGUCCCAUAAAUGAAAAGGCUCAGUGUCAGCGCGCCAACUCAUUGUGACCAGAGGCACCAGGAGCAGCCAGCUGAGAGGAGAGACCACCGCCACGACCCCGUAACCUCACCUGUCUCAGCAGCGCGUCGGGGAGUUGGAAAGGCACAGCCAUGCUUGCUGCGUGCUUGGAGUUCCUCGGCCUGGCGCUGUGCCUCACGGGCACCCUGCUGGUGAUGGUCGCCUGCGGCCUGCCGAUGUGGAAGGUGACCGCUUUCAUCGACUCCAACAUCGUGGUGGCGCAGACCAUCUGGGACGGCCUGUGGAUGUCCUGCGUGGUCCAGAGCACCGGGCAGAUGCAGUGCAAGGUCCACGACUCGGUCCUGUCCCUGACGCAGGACCUGCAGACGGCGCGGGCGCUGACGGUCAUCUCCGCCGUGCUGGCGGUGGUCGCCCUCACGGUGACGGUGGCCGGGGCGCAGUGCACCAACUGCCUCAGGGAAGAGACCCUGAAGGCAAAAGUGGUGAACACCGGGGGGGUCCUGUACAUCUUCAGCGGCCUGUUCGUGCUGGUGCCGCUCUGCUGGAUGGCCAACAGCAUCAUAGUGGACUUCUACGACCCGCAGGUGCCUCCGUCCAAGAAGCGGGAGAUCGGGGCGGCGAUCUACAUCGGCUGGGCGGCCACCGCGCUGCUGCUGCUCGGCGGGACCCUGCUGUGCUGCUCCUUCUCUCGGGUGGUGAGGGGCGCGUAUCCCAUCAAAUACGCCCCCACCAAGACCAUCACCGUCAACAGCGACUUUGACAAGAAGCAUUAUGUGUAGAGUCGAAGUUUCACAUUGGGGACCUUUGGUUUUCGGGCUGAGCUGGGACAUUUCUGCUGUUAAAGUCUGAGGUGGUGCGUGCCAAAGGGCAGGGUCACGCCGAAGUGAUGCUCAACAGACAGUAAAGCACAUUGUGACUGUAACUCUUGUACUAUGCAUGAUCUGAAUGUCAUUUCAUUGGAGGUUUUUCAUGCAGCAGAAGUUGUUGGUGCUGCGAGUGUUGUAAUCAGGUCAGGGUGCAGGUCGGGUCAAGUGUGGACCCUCAGCUGAAUAUCUGCACAGCUUCAUUGUAAAUAUAGUUUGUUCUUCCUCUGGCCUAGUUUUGCUCAGUUCCCACAGCGAACAUGCAGCAGACAGUGGAGCCCAUCAGACCGACGUGCACUCGUGUUGUGAUCAGAGGAGGGAAUUUGCAUUUGAAUACAUGUACAGUGUUUUGACCUUCAUGUCUUUUUUCAAGUCUCUCAAUAGACACAUUUUCUAAUAAAAACAUGUAACUGUC